ACACUGUCGAAAGAGCAUUAUUUCCAAGUGGCGGAUGGGAUGCUGCGCUUUGGGAGCCAGUGACCAUACGUGUUUGUCAUUCAUUUGUGCUCUCAUUAGACUAGGAUUCACGCGGGGUCCGGACUCGGAACAUUUGGCAUGCCGAUUUUCCGUUUAUUUUAGCCAAGGCAACUUCCAUCUUUCUUGUGGUGACUGCAUGGGGACCCUCAAAGAUCAGAUUGAUUCUUGUUUGACCGGUCUUAAGCAUUGCACCGAGCUCCCCCAAAUUCUACUCCGUGUGUUACACCAUCCUAAUUUGACGUCCAAUCUCGAUCCUUCAAUUUCGUAUUUGGAAUCCGAUACACUUCAGUCCUCCGAUUUGUAUCACGUACUUUAUCGCCUUUUCAAAGUAUGUGGCGAUGAACAAAGCCAAUUAACUUACGACGUUUUUGCUCAAUGUGCUGUUCGUAUUUCCCAGCCAGAUCUGGUUUUCCGGUUUCUUUGCGACCGCUUGGACUGCGAGAGAGAGGCGGAUCAUUUGGAAGUCAUUAUCCAACAUCUUGAGCUGUUUUUGUUUGAGUUUCGUCGGCUACCCGAUGUUUUAUCCGAAUGGUGCUCUGCUUUUGAAGACAUUUUAUUUUAUGAGAAGCUGGUGCGUGUAUUGACCUCACUCCCCACUCGAGCUGCGAACCGCUUGGGCGCAUCAAAGAAGUCAAGACUUUUUGAUCGAAAACUGUUCGUGAGCAUCAUCUUAUCUUCGUUUGUGUUUGAUGCCCAUACCGAAAGCCGGUGGAGUUUGUACGGUUUAAUUGUCAGUCAGCUUGUUCUUACAGGCUAUUCGUCUGAGGUGGCAUCUUUCAUUCUGUCAGAUAUAGAAAAGGAUCAGUGUUCCGGCCAGAUACCGUGCUCUACAUGGUCUCAUAUCGUCCCCCGCAUAAAGGAGAGAAGUUUGGAAAUGUUUUUGCUACCUGUCCUUCGCUUCAGCUCUCAUCCGCAUAUAGUCGCUGCUCUUCUGCCACGGGAACCACUCUCCUCCCCUACCUCUGCCUAUAUGAGGCUCUUCAGACGCCUACUUUUUGUCCGUUAUUUUCCUCAGGGCCAGAUAGUGCGUAAUAUUUUCGGAGCGCUUGCCGAACUUGCCAAUUCUUUUGAGGAAAUGGAAGCUCGAGACACUGUGUUUCACAUUGUUAACGAACAUCUGGGGUUUCCUGCACUUCGUUUGUGGGCCGAUGCCACAGCUAUUCAAGCGACAUCUGUGGAACAGCGGAUCUACAACUCGCAAGCAUUAGCUUCUUGGUUGUCAGAUUUCUAUGUACCUCUCUCUUCAGCCCUCUCUUUCAAAGUAUCUAAUUCCCUGCUACUUCCAGAUGUACUUUCGGGAAUCAGCAAUCACUUGGCCAGUCCUAGGCAAGAGGUUCGGCUUAUCGGGAUGGCAGUUGGAGAGUGGAUUGUCGGUUUCGUUGAUUUGGCCUGUGACUCCGCCAGUCGCGAUACACUGAAGUUCACUUACGAGGAGACGGAUGUUGUUCAGCAACUUAGACCGUUUUUUUCACCAAUUGCUCCCUUUACUCCUCUAAAAUUACAGGAUCCUCAAGUGACAUCGGAAGUAGAAUGCGACCACCAGACGGUGACUACUUCUGCUGCGACUCAGGAUCAUCCGGAUGUUUUAGAUAGCGAUGAUGAUCCGGAACCCAGUAAUCCCCCUGAGGCGACUCUGCCUCCGUUGCCACAACGUCCCGGACAGAAAAAGCAGCUCUCUUCAUUCACCAAUACAUCUGAGCGGCGACCCCGUUAUUUGCGUGAGUGUCUGGACGGGAUGUUGCUUACAAAACCCGAAGACAAUCAAAUCAGUGUCGCUUGUUUUGAAGCUGCUGCUGAUCUGAUUUACGCUCAUCCCCAGGGGGCCCGAGAACUAGCAACAGAGUUGGCUCAUGUGUUCGUUCAUUUAGAACCACCUGCUUGCCCGGAUGAGGGACAACUAGCUACAAAACGUCACGCUGCUUUGGUGGCCUUGGGUGUCGUCGCUCCUAAACAAUGUGCUCGAUAUCUGACCAACGAAUUCUGCCAGCCAAACUGUUCUCUGGGUCAACGGCAAAAUAUUAUCGCAGCCAUUACAGACAUCGCAUGCACCUUGUCCACAACAGAGAUUUCAGCCUCUCCAAAAGUACACGAUCCACCGCCCCAGGUGGUUUCUGUUAAGACCGACCCCAAAACUCGUCGGUUUUGUAGCAAGCCCGCGGCUCCAACACAGACUGUGAACAGUUUCAUUACAGUGGCUGGCGAGUUUUUCUUUCCUCUUCUGCGAAGCAUUCCUCAGCUCUUCUGUUCUUCUCAAGCUGAUGGUGUGUUUGCUCAUCAAGAUGCUAGUCUGUUGAGUAAUUUGAUAGCUUCCUUAGCUACUGUAUAUGCGUGUGCUCAGUUCGCUCCUGUUCAGCUUCGGAUGGCCACCGAACUCAUGGAAAUUUUGCCCUCACUGUAUAAACAUUCUGAACCUGCUGUUCGACGGGCUGUGCUAAUAGCAGUCGGUACCGUCAUCACAACGACCCCAUCCUCUAUACUCUCAUCCAACCCACAGCUGUUUAUUGGCGCGCCCCAUAUAGAGGAGACUAGCCUGUCACUUUACGUGCGGUCCCAGGCCUCUCCUCCCUCUUUAGUUUCUUGGUUGAAACGCUGCGCAACAUUAGAGACUGAUUCGGAAUGUCAGCUACUUGCUUCGGUUGGGCUGUCUUCCUUGGUUGAACGAGUCCAAAGUUUAGCUGAUCUGCGAUAAAACGCCUGUGCUGUACAUAGCCUUGUUUUGGCUUUACCUGUAAAUAGUUUCAUGAAAUACAACUCUGUUGAGUC
This is a messenger RNA of Dicrocoelium dendriticum, 2823 nucleotides long. NCBI's taxonomy places the organism in Eukaryota, Metazoa, Platyhelminthes, Trematoda, Plagiorchiida, Dicrocoeliidae. The record is from the annotation of a GenBank genome assembly.